AUGGCGGAUGCUAUGAUUUCAGUUGUGGUGGAGAGAGUUGCAGCUAUCAUUGAAGAUCAGAUUCGCAACGAGGUCAAUUUGGUGAGAGGCGUUGAGAAGGAGCUUCUCGAUCUCUCCGACAAACUCAACACGAUCAAAAAUGUGUUGGAUGAUGCUGAAAAGAAAGGAGUGAACGACCAAAGCGUCAAAACUUGGUUGAAGAAGCUCAACGAUACCGCCUAUGAGAUGGAUGACAUCUUGGAUGAAUGGAACUACACUCUUCUCGAUCAUAAGAAUAAGAUAAUGAUGCUUCUCCUAAGCAAAAGGUAUGUUGCUCCUUCAUCCCAUCUUCAUGCUUUUGCUAAACUUGAUCAGAUUUUAGAGGAGAAACUCAAAUUUGAUUUGGUGAUAUCUCCGCCCAAAACUCUUCCUGUGCCUAACUCUUGGCGAGUUCAAUCCACAUCUUCGAUUGAAUUCGAGAAAGUUUAUGGCCGGCGUGAAGAUAGGGAUAACAUUGUGAGGAAGUUAAUCAAUAGGGAUACCCAAAUUGUGAGUAUAGUUGGGAUGGGGGGACUUGGGAAGACAACUCUUGCUCAGCUUGUUUAUCACGACACUCAAAUAAAGGAUUGUUUCGAAUUAACAAUUUGGAUAUGUGUCUCUGAUCCCUUUGAUGUGGCUGAGAUCGCCAGAGGAAUUGUUGCGAGCGUAACCAAAGAGAGCAUUCCUCCACAUACUGACCAAUUGGAAUUGGUACUAGAAAAACUUAAAGAUUGCAUUACAGGAAAGAAGUUUCUUCUCGUCCUUGAUGAUGUUUGGACAGAAGAAUACAACAAAUGGAAACUCCUGCAAAUCAAUCUCAAGCAUGGUGCACCAACUAGCAAAAUUUUGGUGACAACGAGGAAUGUAAGGGUAGCUAAGAUGAUGGGCACCGCUCCUGAUGACGUCUACCGGCCACGACAGUUAAGUGAUGAAGAGUGUUGGUCAUUAAUGUGUAGCAUAUCCCUUUCAGGAAUGAGUGAGGAGGAAUGUGGAGAGUUUGAGGAUGUUGGGAAGAAAAUAGCUAGCAAGUGCAAUGGAUUGCCUCUUGCUGUUAAUGUUUUGGGAAGUCUUUUGAUUAACAAGAGUAGUUUGAACGAAUGGGAGAAUGUAUUGGAUAGUGAAAUAUGGAAAUUGGAUAAGGCGGAAGAAGAUCUUUUCCCACAUUUGGUUUUAAGCUACAAUGAAUUGUCGCCCGCACUUAAGCAUUGUUUUUCAUAUUGUGCUGUCUAUCCUAAAGAUUCUCGAAUCAAUGUUGAGAGAGUGAUACAAGAGUGGAUGGCAUUAGGGUAUUUGGGCUCUGUUACGAAAAAUGGUGGAUCGGAACUUAAAGGGAGAGAGUACUUCAACAAUUUAGCAAUGCGGUGUUUGUUUCAAGACUUUGAGGAAAGCGGAUCGAGAGAGCAUAUAAAAUGGUGUAAAAUGCAUGAUAUAGUACAUGAUUUUGCUCAAUUUGUUUGGCAGAAUAAUGAGAGAGGUGAAAUGAGAAAGAAAAGCUGUCAAUUAGCUUGUGAUCCUUUAUUGGGUUCUCAUGUCCAAGUAUAUCGAAGUAUAUAUUGGGAUAAGAGAACUCCUCUCCUUCUUUGUGAUUGCUUGACAAGUGUUAGGGUGUUAAGAUUCGAGAGCUUACUAGUGGAUGGUCCUCCACAGGGAAUGAAAAAGUUGAUUCAUUUGAGAUGGUUGGAUUUAAGUGGUAAUGCUUUGUCAGAGAAAGACUGCAAAAUCAUUUGUAGGUUUUACUUCUUGCAAACUCUUUUGUUAGCAUACUGCUCCCUAGAAGAGAUUUUGGGAGAAAUUGGGAAUUUGGUUAAGUUGAGACGCCUUGACUUAAGUGGUAACGAUUUGAAGGAGUUACCAGAGAGCAUGUGUGGUUUGGUUGAAUUGCAAAGCUUGAACAUUACAAAAUGUUGGUAUCUCAAUGGACUUCCGGAAGGGAUCCAUAGGCUCCAAAACCUCCAACACCUUCUUAUUGAGGACACUUGUGCAACCCGUAGUUUGCCUCAAGGAGUAGGUGAGUUAAGUGGUCUCCGCACAUUGGGAUUGACUACUUUCGAAGUAGGAAGUGAUUGCAACAAGUUGGGAUUGUUGCAAAAAUUAAACCAUCUUACUGGAGAUCUAGAUUUGAAAAUCUAUUUGAAGUGUAGUAGUGACCUAGAGGAGUUGGUUGAGGAUGCUCGAGAAGCACAAUUAAGGAACAAGAUACACAUUCAAAACCUGAGUAUAACAUUCGAGGACAAGAUGAAUGAAAGAGAGUGGGCAUCAUCAACAUCAUCAUUGUGGAUGGAUGUAAUAGAAGCUCUCGAGCCCAAUAUUCAGAAGCUGCAAAAACUUGAAAUCUGGGGAUUUGGGGGCUCCAUGCAUCCGCAUUGGAUGUCAUCGCCCCUCAACCUAAUAAAAGAGAUUCAUUUGUCUAUGUUCAGUGAAGGGUGUUCAUUGCCGGCUAUGGGAAGACUACCUUUUUUGGAACUUCUCUCUUUGGUUGGAAUGGAGGAAUUGAAGGCGGUGGGACGGGAGUUUUUGGGAAUAGAGUCUUCAUCUUUUUCAUCAACGUCUAAUCAUGUUGUUGUUGCAUUUCCUAAACUCAAGGUACUACAAUUUGAAUAUUUCCGCAAAUGGGAAGAUUGGGAGGACAUAACCGCCAAAGAAGAAGAAUCUGAGGAUGUCUCCAUCAUGCCAUGUCUCACACAGUUGAAUAUCUUUUGGUGUAAGGAUUUGAAGAAACUUCCGCAUCGCCUCUUGCGUAAGACCUCCUCGUCUUUACAGAUCUUGAAUAUUAGGUCUUCAUCAGAGCUAAUAAAAAGAUAUGAGGAGGACAAGAAAGGUUCAGCUUGGAGAUCCAUUUCCCAAUAUAAUCCCAAACUUCAAUUGGUAUCCCAGUAAAACUCUACUUCCAUGGUAAUAAUGUUUCCACUUCAAUUGAGAAUUGUAACUUUGAUGUAGAAUUCCACAGCACAACUUCAGGAAUUUAUUUACUUUUUGUUUUUAGUGAGAUUGUGUGAUUAAUGGUUGUUAACUUUGUAGAAAGAAUACAUUUUUUCAGGUUUUUGGGUGGAGAGCUUGGGGCCUUCAUCCGUCAUUGUUGUUAAGCUUAGCGUUUAAUAAUCACGAUUAGUAUUCCAUU
Molecule: messenger RNA, 3136 nt
Organism: Salvia miltiorrhiza (redroot sage)
Lineage: Eukaryota; Viridiplantae; Streptophyta; Magnoliopsida; Lamiales; Lamiaceae
Product: putative disease resistance protein RGA3
Exons: 2
Coding region: 1-2895 (964 amino acids)
Biological process (GO): defense response to other organism
Molecular function (GO): protein binding; ADP binding
Source: RefSeq, a predicted model, not a curated record